This is a messenger RNA of Macrosiphum euphorbiae (potato aphid), 669 nucleotides long. Lineage: Eukaryota; Metazoa; Arthropoda; Insecta; Hemiptera; Aphididae. The record is from the annotation of a GenBank genome assembly.
AUGAGCGGGACAUCCGAGAGUGAACAAGAGUCCAUAGUUACAGGGGGUGAGGAUCUCGGGGGGAACCAGACAAACCUCCCUGCCCCACAACCACGGACAAGUUUACCCGUAAGAUUUUCAGACCCAAACAAUUCCGAUUCCGAACGUAUUGUAGACGAGGUCGAACCUGACAAUUUAUUUGUGAGGACCGGCACAUCCGUUAUAGAAAUUACAAACCUCAUACAAAACGUUUCUAAAACGUUAGAGGAAACAGACCAAGUCGUCGGUAGAGCACAGAACAUUCUUGAUCAGACCUUUUACGAAAACAAUAUGGACGCAGAGACUCAGUUACAAUUGCUCAAUGUGAUGCCAUUAGAACCACAGAUAUCGGAAGGAACCGUCAGACCAAAUACGUCUAACGAAGACCAUUUUCAAGGGGGCAGUCGGAACAUUACAGUAGAAGACAGUCUGGGAUCCGAAGCCAUCAGCUUGGAGGCAGCUUUAAGGUUACUCCCAAGCUCGUUUAAUGGGGAAAACCAGGAGGAGAUGGAAAUCUUCCUGGAAAAGUGUGAAUUCGCUUUAGCAUGCACUAAUAGAAAGGUGCAAACUCGACUCCUCCAGGGGAUCACCGUGCGACUCACCGGGAAGGCCCUAAAAACUGCCGUAAUAAAAUUUCCAUCAUCUUUUUAA